AUGAGCGUGUUCAGUGAGCUCAGGAUCAUCCUGAGCGGUAUCGGUUUUUUCGUGUGGUGCUUGAGCAGUGGUAAGGUCUCAGCAGCUGACCAACCUAAUAUCGUGUUUAUAGUGGCAGACGAUUUGGGAUGGAACGACGUUGGAUUUCAUGGGGGUAAUCAAAUCCCCACCCCAAAUAUAGAUGCACUUGCGUACAAUGGAAUAAUUCUGAACAGUCACUACGUUCAAGCGACUAGUACUCCCUCUAGGACUGCUUUGCUCACAGGAAAAUAUCCGUUCAAAUUAGGAAUGCAAGGAAGUUCUUUUUUGCCCGCUGACAAAAGGUCUCUACCUCCUGGAAUGCUUUUGCCUGAUCAUUUCAAGGCUUUGGGAUAUUCCACACAUUUGGUGGGAAAAUGGCAUUUGGGCUAUUCCAAAUGGAACGAAACUCCAACCUUCAGAGGAUUCGAUCACCAUUUCGGAUUCUACAACGACUUCACCAGUUACUACGAUUACUUGACCACGUGGAGAUUCAAUGACAAAGACUACACGGGUUUCGACCUUCACAAAGAUGGCGUCCCGGCGUUCGAGGAAACGGGAAAAUACGCCACCGACGCCUUCACCGACUAUUCGGUGAAGACCAUCGAGGAGCACGACACUUCGAAGCCCCUUUUCCUCAUGUUAGCCCACCUGGCGACGCAUGCGGCGAACGAGGGGAAGCCCCUGGAAGCGCCGCAGGAAACGGUGGACAAGUUCGGGCAUGUCGAGGAUUCCAACAGGAGGACUUACGCAGCGAUGGUAUCGAAGCUGGACGACAGCGUGGGUCGGCUAGUCGAGGCCCUCGACCGCAAGCAGAUCCUGCCCAACUCCAUCGUGGUCUUCGUGAGCGACAACGGCGCCCCCACAGUGGGUCCGCUGGGCCGCAACUGGGGCAGCAACCACCCCCUCCGCGGCCUCAAGGACACGCCCUUCGAGGGCGGCGUGCGCGGAGUGGCGUUCGUCUACAGCCCCCUUCUGGUGCAGGCGGCGAGGGUGUCCACUGACCUGAUGCACGUGACCGAUUGGCUGCCCACCCUGUAUUCGGCCGCUGGGGCGGAUAUUGGGUUAGUGGAUUCUGAUUUGGACGGGAUCGACCAGUGGUCUACUUUGGCGUACGAUUUGCCCUCAGCGAGGAACGAUAUUGUGAUCAACUUAGAUGAAAAGACGAGAAAUGCUGCACUGAGAUUCUACAAUUGGAAGCUGAUAGUCGGGGCCAACCAAAACGGAUCAUACAACGGAUACUACGGCGACAUUGUGCUCAAUGACAUCGAAGAACAAACCUACAAUACUAGCGCGGUUCUCAACAGCCCCGCAGGAAAGGUAAUCAGUAAAGUGAACUACUCUCCGCUCACCGAGGUAGAAUACGAGGGGAUAAGGAAAAGUUCGACGAUUACGUGCUUGGAUCCAAAGGCCAAAAGGAACCCCUGUGACCCCGCAGACGGCUCCUUGUGCUUGUACGACAUACCCAGCGAUCCCUGCGAGGAAAACGACCUGGCCAAGUUCUUCCCUAGCGUUGUGCGACGCAUGAAGAGGGCCCUAGUAGACUACAGGGCAGUGCUCGUCAACCAAUUAGAAGAAGGAACAGACAUCGAAAAUGCCGAUCCCAAACUGUUCCGCCACACUUGGAACCCUUGGUCGGGAUGUUCUUCAGCCGACUGUCAAGUGCCGACGCCAGAUGCGUGA
Molecule: messenger RNA, 1701 nt
Organism: Phaedon cochleariae (mustard beetle)
Lineage: Eukaryota; Metazoa; Arthropoda; Insecta; Coleoptera; Chrysomelidae
Source: the annotation of a GenBank genome assembly